Messenger RNA from Microthlaspi erraticum, 321 nucleotides. The record is from the annotation of a GenBank genome assembly. Lineage: Eukaryota; Viridiplantae; Streptophyta; Magnoliopsida; Brassicales; Brassicaceae.
AUGAGAGAAGAUAGAGCUGAUUUGGACCAAGGAUUGGGAUGGAUCACGUUCUUGGCUAAGGGAGAGAAGAGAAUGGUGACCUUUAGGCAGCUGGAGAUCUUGUUUGGGUUCAACUAUGGAGAGGGAACCAAGUGGAACUUCAAGGAAAAGGAACUCCAAAGGGUUUGGGCUACAAUCGCUGAUGGAGUGUACUCUUCCUCAAGGUCCAAGGCAGCUCAGAUCAGGAGCCCAGUCUUGAGAUAUGUGCACAAGGCACUUGCCAACACCUUCUUUGCAAGGAAGGCGACCGGGACAAUCAACGAGGGAACUCAAGUUUCUUGA